Messenger RNA from Pseudo-nitzschia multistriata, 2159 nucleotides. Lineage: Eukaryota; Bacillariophyta; Bacillariophyceae; Bacillariales; Bacillariaceae. The record is from the annotation of a GenBank genome assembly.
GAAUAGAAAUAGAAAACACUAGUUCUUACGGUAAGGUACGGUAAAGUAUGGUACUGCACAUAGAUGAUCAUAUGGAACAUAUUUACAUACCAUACGAGGUCGUUAUAUGACUUUAGACGUGGUACUGUAUGCGAAAACCACCGCUUGUCUGCUCGCCACCAAUUCAUUUUGGAAAAUCCGUAACACAUUUUUCCUUCGUUUGAAGCACUAUUGUAUUUCCUUCUGCAGGACGGUAAAACUCCAUUACUKCGAGGCUAAACCUUCCGGUGCAACAACUCCUAUCGGUACUGUACCGACGCACUGCGUUUUCUUUCUUUCGGAUCAGUCACAACAUAGACAGUAGCGGGACUUACGAAAACCCUCACUUAGAAUUGAAAAAUGGGAAAGUCAAAAAAGCCGUUCAUUGAUAAGAAGAAGUCCUCCACUUACCACGUCCUUUACAGGUCCCAGCGCGAUGUUGCGGAUGCGGACAAUGAAGAAGGCGAUGGCGAAGGUGGCAAGGUGGUUUUGUGGCCUUCUCCAAACAACAAUAAGGAAACGGACCAGAAAGUUCUGCUWGGGAACGAAGCAGGCCAGGGUCCUGGUUCCGAUGCAGAGCAAUUUCAAGAUCGCACUUUGUCUAGUUGGAAAGACAAGCUAGCCGAAGUCGGAUUGGUGGACGAUUUUGAUUACGAAAAGCACACGAAACCAAUCACCGGCGGUGGACAAUAUUUCAYUAACAAUGCGAUGAAUGCUAGCAAGAAAGAAAUUGGCGCCAUGCUUGACGCUCGUUCGAUGGAUGUGAGGGACGAAAUCGUUCAAGAGGUCGACAGACAGCUGGACUCGAUUGCUCUAACUUCGGAUUGCAUGGACGAUGAAAUCGCCCAAAUGYUGUUUGGUGAUUUCGAAGAGGGUGCAUUCGAAGARCUAAACGACGAAUUCGUUCUGGAUGCAGCCAAAGAACCAGAGCCGGGCSAGGAUGACGAGGAAKCCUUCGACUAUGCAUCSCACAUUCAGGGCCUCAUCGCGAAGGCCAAGAUGCAAAACGAGGGCCUSGGGGAAAUGGCUACGAUCCACGAAGYAGGWAGAAAAGACCAAGAAUUCUUUGCGAACGCCAAGCGAGUCGACAAGGGAUACAACGAUAGUGACGACGACUCUGGAUAUUUCGAUGAACACGAUCUAGAAAUUGUGGGUGUCCCCGGUGUCGUACCCAAAUUGACGGAGGCAGAGGAACAAGCACUCUGUGACAAAUUCAACAUGGCUCUGGCCGAAUACGAUUCGGACGACAUGGGAGAAGGUUAUGACGACGAUGACGUGAUUGGAGAUCUUCCRCUAGAGGGUGACGCUCAAAUCGAAGCUGCACUUGAUGAUUUCUUGACGGAAAAGAAAGACGAAAUUUUUAUGCAAGGAACUCGGCAUUACAUGGACGGAAACAAAAAUGGUGGAAGCGGAUUUGCGGCGUUGGUUGGAACAAAGAUGGUGCCGGCAAAGGAAAUCGUUGAAUCAGAAACRAACAACAGGGACAUCAAACCAAUCAGUGAUGUUCUGGGCGAGGCCRACGAUACCCUAAGAGCUCCAAACGCAGCCCCACCAACCGAAGAAAUUUUUAUCGAUGGAAAGUCUUACUUUUCWGAGAGAAUGAAAAACCCUUGGGAUUGCGAAAGUAUACUUUCUACGUAYUCUAAUCUAGACAACAAUCCGAUGACGAUCGGCUCCAGCAGUCGAAGAAGRCGGCGAAAACCCAAGAAAGGCCGUGGUGGUAUGGAUGGCAACGGGUCUACUGUUCCUAUUGAAGAACACAAGACAAUUCAGCUGUCGGAAAAGACUGGAUUACCAUUGGGURUCCUACCAAGUGGUCGCGCUGUCGAUUAUGGCGAUGAGAGUUAUUUCGAUGGAGCMGAUACCUAUAUGAGCGUCAACAAGGGAGAAAAGCGGUCCAAGAAUGAGACAGCAGAAGAAAAGAAAUUAAGAAAACUGACUGUGAAAAAGGAACGCCAGUUAGCGCGAAUGCAAAAGAAGAUGCUGAAGGAGGCAUUCAAUGACGAGUUUACGAAGAGACAGCAAGAAGUUAUGUGCGACGAUGUUGGAGGAAAAAGCGUCUUCAGAUUCUAAACAUAGUAAGGCAGCACUUUCCAUGCUCGUUCGAGCUUUUGAUUCWACUGUAGUGAUAYAAAAUUUCA